AUGACGAGACGCACUCCUGUCCGCAGAAGUGCCCUCAGUGUUCUUUUGGACGAUGCUUCGAGUUUUAUUCAUGCGAGCGGCAGCAAUGAUGAUUAUGGUUCUGGUACGGAAACAGAGUCUGGUCAACGGCGUAGCUUGCGAGUAGCCCAACGGGCACAACCAUCAAUGGGAUCUGGAUGGAAUGAAUCUGGUAGACGCUACAGUCUUCGAGUCGCCAGAAAAGAAGAACCAGAACAACAACGGUUUUUGUCCAGUGGUGUUGUCGGAGUGGUUUCUUCGUCGUGGUCGUUGCGAAACGAAGGCGCACUUCAUCUACGGCGAGAAAGGACAGCAUCAGAGGAGGAGGUCUCUGAUAGCAAUUCUAUCGACAUUGGCACUGACAUUGACAUUGACACUGAUUGGAGCCCCUCCAGUGAUCUUGAAAGUCGUCGCAUGUCAAAUGUACCAUUAUCUUUGGAACUUUACAGGGCUCGGGCCAUUUACUUGGCCAAGCGUGAGCGUCGUCGCCAAGUGGUCGGGCAGUUGCUAGUCCAAUGGAAGCAUCGUGAGUGUCUUGAACAACACAGAUUGAAGCAAUCCAUGGUGCUGAAACAAGUCAAGGACCAAUGGAGUCAACGCGAAUGUCGUGAGCAGCCCAAGUUGGAGCAAUCGAAGGAAUUGGAACCAGUGGAGAGUCAAUGGAGUCAACGUGAGUGUUGUGAGCAACACGGAUUGAUGCAAUCCAAGGUACUGGAACAAGUGAAGAAUGGCUUCAAUGGGAUCGAGCUUAGUCGAAAGAAGAUCGACGACUGGCUCCAGCGCCCCAUGGGUAGAAAGCAGUUCAGACAACUGACGAAGGCGAUCAAGAUGUACACUGGGAAAGAUUAUGCAAUCAUCAAUUCCUUUCUUCGAAGUGGAAGGAUCCAACCCGGGAAGGAGAAAUACAUUGGCAUCACUCAGCAAGCCAGAAGGGCGUUGAACGUUGGCCUUCGCUGGGAGAAGCAUUUGAAGGUUUUUGACAGCGACAAGACAUUGUACCGGGGAUCGGGAAGCAUCCCAAUGAAGCUGGAAGUCGGAGGUACUUUGUGCGACAAGGGUUUCUUUAGCACGAGCCAAUCGGAGCUCAAGGCUUCGGCCUUUUUGAACACGAUUGAUCGUUCCCAAACAAGAAUCCUUUUUGCUAUCAGCAGACAUUGCAGUGGCGUGGACGUCUCGGAGUUUUCAAAGAACAAACAUGAAGCUGAGGUUUUGUUUGCUCCGGACACUAUGUUUCGCGUGAUUGCGGUUGACAAGGAGAGAAUGGUGGACGGAGUUGAGGGCACUGUGACAGUUGUGGAGAUCCAAGAGAUGGAGCAAUCCAAGGUAGUGGAAAAGGUCCAGAGCCAACAUGAGUGUCGUGAGCAACACAGAUUGAAGCAAUCCAAGGUGCUGGGACAAAUCAAGGACCAAUGGGAGCAACGUGAGAGUCUCGAACAGCACAGAUUGAAGCAAUCCAUGGUGUUGGAUCAAAUCAAAGACCAAUGGAAGCAAAGCGAAUGUCGUGAGCAGCCCAAGUUGGAGCAAUCGAAGGAAUUGGAACCAGUGGAGAGUCAAUGGAGUCAACGUGAGUGUUGUGAGCAACACGGAUUGAUGCAAUCCAAGGUACUGGAACAAGUGAAGAAUGGCUUCAAUGGGAUCGAGCUUAGUCGAAAGAAGAUCGACGACUGGCUCCAGCGCCCCAUGGGUAGAAAGCAGUUCAGACAACUGACGAAGGCGAUCAAGAUGUACACUGGGAAAGAUUAUGCAAUCAUCAAUUCCUUUCUUCGAAGUGGAAGGAUCCAACCCGGGAAGGAGAAAUACAUUGGCAUCACUCAGCAAGCCAGAAGGGCGUUGAACGUUGGCCUUCGCUGGGAGAAGCAUUUGAAGGUUUUUGACAGCGACAAGACAUUGUACCGGGGAUCGGGAAGCAUCCCAAUGAAGCUGGAAGUCGGAGGUACUUUGUGCGACAAGGGUUUCUUUAGCACGAGCCAAUCGGAGCUCAAGGCUUCGGCCUUUUUGAACACGAUUGAUCGUUCCCAAACAAGAAUCCUUUUUGCUAUCAGCAGACAUUGCAGUGGCGUGGACGUCUCGGAGUUUUCAAAGAACAAACAUGAAGCUGAGGUUUUGUUUGCUCCGGACACUAUGUUUCGCGUGAUUGCGGUUGACAAGGAGAGAAUGGUGGACGGAGUUGAGGGCACUGUGACAGUUGUGGAGAUCCAAGAGAUGGAGCAAUCCAAGGUAGUGGAAAAGGUCCAGAGCCAACAUGAGUGUCGUGAGCAACACAGAUUGAAGCAAUCCAAGGUGCUGGGACAAAUCAAGGACCAAUGGGAGCAACGUGAGUGUCUUGAACAACACAGAUUGAAGCAAUCCAUGGUGCUGAAACAAGUCAAGGACCAAUGGAGUCAACGCGAAUGUCGUGAGCAGCCCAAGUUGGAGCAAUCGAAGGAAUUGGAACCAGUGGAGAGUCAAUGGAGUCAACGUGAGUGUUGUGAGCAACACGGAUUGAUGCAAUCCAAGGUACUGGAACAAGUGAAGAAUGGCUUCAAUGGGAUCGAGCUUAGUCGAAAGAAGAUCGACGACUGGCUCCAGCGCCCCAUGGGUAGAAAGCAGUUCAGACAACUGACGAAGGCGAUCAAGAUGUACACUGGGAAAGAUUAUGCAAUCAUCAAUUCCUUUCUUCGAAGUGGAAGGAUCCAACCCGGGAAGGAGAAAUACAUUGGCAUCACUCAGCAAGCCAGAAGGGCGUUGAACGUUGGCCUUCGCUGGGAGAAGCAUUUGAAGGUUUUUGACAGCGACAAGACAUUGUACCGGGGAUCGGGAAGCAUCCCAAUGAAGCUGGAAGUCGGAGGUACUUUGUGCGACAAGGGUUUCUUUAGCACGAGCCAAUCGGAGCUCAAGGCUUCGGCCUUUUUGAACACGAUUGAUCGUUCCCAAACAAGAAUCCUUUUUGCUAUCAGCAGACAUUGCAGUGGCGUGGACGUCUCGGAGUUUUCAAAGAACAAACAUGAAGCUGAGGUUUUGUUUGCUCCGGACACUAUGUUUCGCGUGAUUGCGGUUGACAAGGAGAGAAUGGUGGACGGAGUUGAGGGCACUGUGACAGUUGUGGAGAUCCAAGAGAUGGAGCAAUCCAAGGUAGUGGAAAAGGUCCAGAGCCAACAUGAGUGUCGUGAGCAACACAGAUUGAAGCAAUCCAAGGUGCUGGGACAAAUCAAGGACCAAUGGGAGCAACGUGAGAGUCUCGAACAGCACAGAUUGAAGCAAUCCAUGGUGUUGGAUCAAAUCAAAGACCAAUGGAAGCAAAGCGAAUGUCGUGAGCAGCCCAAGUUGGAGCAAUCGAAGGAAUUGGAACCAGUGGAGAGCCAAUGGAGUCAACGUGAGAGUUGUGAGCAACACGGAUUGAUGCAAUCCAAGGUACUGGAACAAGUGAAGAAUGGCUUCAAUGGGAUCGAGCUUAGUCGAAAGAAGAUCGACGACUGGCUCCAGCGACCCAUGGGUAGAAAGCAGUUCAGACAACUGACGAAGGCGAUCAAGAUGUACACUGGGAAAGAUUAUGCAAUCAUCAAUUCCUUUCUUCGAAGUGGAAGGAUCCAACCCGGGAAGGAGAAAUACAUUGGCAUCACUCAGCAAGCCAGAAGGGCGUUGAACGUUGGCCUUCGCUGGGAGAAGCAUUUGAAGGUUUUUGACAGCGACAAGACAUUGUACCGGGGAUCGGGAAGCAUCCCAAUGAAGCUGGAAGUCGGAGGUACUUUGUGCGACAAGGGUUUCUUUAGCACGAGCCAAUCGGAGCUCAAGGCUUCGGCCUUUUUGAACACGAUUGAUCGUUCCCAAACAAGAAUCCUUUUUGCUAUCAGCAGACAUUGCAGUGGCGUGGACGUCUCGGAGUUUUCAAAGAACAAACAUGAAGCUGAGGUUUUGUUUGCUCCGGACACUAUGUUUCGCGUGAUUGCGGUUGACAAGGAGAGAAUGGUGGACGGAAUUGAGGGCACUGUGACAGUUGUGGAGAUCCAAGAGAUGGAGCAAUCCAAGGUAGUGGAAAAGGUCCAGAGCCAACAUGAGUGUCGUGAGCAACACAGAUUGAAGCAAUCCAAGGUGCUGGGACAAAUCAAGGACCAAUGGGAGCAACGUGAGUGUCUUGAACAACACAGAUUGAAGCAAUCCAUGGUGCUGAAACAAGUCAAGGACCAAUGGAGUCAACGCGAAUGUCGUGAGCAGCCCAAGUUGGAGCAAUCGAAGGAAUUGGAACCAGUGGAGAGCCCAUGGAGUCAACGUGAGUGUUGUGAGCAACACAGAUUGAUGCAAUCCAAGGUACUGGAACAAGUGAAGAAUGGCUUCAAUGGGAUCGAGCUUAGUCGAAAGAAGAUCGACGACUGGCUCCAGCGACCCAUGGGUAGAAAGCAGUUCAGACAACUGACGAAGGCGAUCAAGAUGUACACUGGGAAAGAUUAUGCAAUCAUCAAUUCCUUUCUUCGAAGUGGAAGGAUCCAACCCGGGAAGGAGAAAUACAUUGGCAUCACUCAGCAAGCCAGAAGGGCGUUGAACGUUGGCCUUCGCUGGGAGAAGCAUUUGAAGGUUUUUGACAGCGACAAGACAUUGUACCGGGGAUCGGGAAGCAUCCCAAUGAAGCUGGAAGUCGGAGGUACUUUGUGCGACAAGGGUUUCUUUAGCACGAGCCAAUCGGAGCUCAAGGCUUCGGCCUUUUUGAACACGAUUGAUCGUUCCCAAACAAGAAUCCUUUUUGCUAUCAGCAGACAUUGCAGUGGCGUGGACGUCUCGGAGUUUUCAAAGAACAAACAUGAAGCUGAGGUUUUGUUUGCUCCGGACACUAUGUUUCGCGUGAUUGCGGUUGACAAGGAGAGAAUGGUGGACGGAAUUGAGGGCACUGUGACAGUUGUGGAGAUCCAAGAGAUAGUCUAG
This is a messenger RNA of Cylindrotheca closterium, 4911 nucleotides long. NCBI's taxonomy places the organism in Eukaryota, Bacillariophyta, Bacillariophyceae, Bacillariales, Bacillariaceae. The record is from the annotation of a GenBank genome assembly.